This is a messenger RNA of Trichosporon asahii var. asahii CBS 2479, 2205 nucleotides long. Its product is annotated as gamma-adaptin. Gene Ontology annotation, molecular function: clathrin-cargo adaptor activity. Gene Ontology annotation, biological process: Golgi to vacuole transport; intracellular protein transport; receptor-mediated endocytosis. NCBI's taxonomy places the organism in Eukaryota, Fungi, Basidiomycota, Tremellomycetes, Trichosporonales, Trichosporonaceae. The record is from RefSeq and is a predicted model, not a curated record. The coding region runs from base 1 to 2205 and encodes 734 amino acids. Gene Ontology annotation, cellular component: AP-1 adaptor complex; membrane coat; Golgi apparatus. The transcript has 2 exons.
AUGUACGCUGUCGGUCUCGCCCUCUGCACUUUCGCCAACAUUGCAUCUGAAGAGAUGUCUCGCGACCUGUGUAACGAGAUCGAGAAGCUGCUGGGCAGCAGCAACACCUACAUCCGCAAGAAGGCUGCGCUCUGUGCCUUGCGUAUCAUUCGCCGUGUCCCGGACCUGAUGGACCACUUCUCCGACAAGGCGAAGACGCUCCUCCAGGACCGCAACCACGGUGUUCUUCUGGCUGGAAUUACCCUGGUGACCGAGAUGUGUGACAUGGAUGACGAGAUCGCCCAGCAGUUCCGCCCUGCCGCCCCUCUCUUGGUCAAGCACCUCAAGUCUCUUGUCACCACCGGAUUCAGCAUCGAGCACGACGUCAGCGGCAUCAGCGACCCCUUCCUCCAGGUGAAGAUUCUCCGCCUGCUGCGAGUGCUUGGGCGCGGCGAUGUCGAGGCGAGCGACACCAUGAAUGACAUUCUUGCCCAGGUUGCCACGAACACCAACUCGACCAAGAACGUUGGAAACGCGAUCCUCUACGAGACCGUCCUGACUGUUCUCGAGAUUGAGGCGGACAGCGGCCUUCGCGUCAUGGCGAUCAACAUUCUCGGAAAGUUCCUCACCAACCGUGAUAACAACAUUCGUUACGUCGCUCUGAACACCCUGAACAAGGUGGUCGGCAUCGACACCAACUCGGUCCAGCGUCACCGCAACACCAUCCUCGACUGUCUGCGCGACGGCGACAUCUCCAUCCGAAGACGUGCGCUCGAGCUCAGCUACGCCCUCAUCAACGAGAGCAAUGUCCGCAUCAUGACCCGCGAGCUGCUCGCUUUCCUGGAGGUCGCCGACAACGAGUUCAAGCUCGGCCUCACCACCCAGAUCUGGCUUGCCGCGGAGCGAUAUGCCCCCAACAAGCGAUGGCACAUCGACACUGCUCUCCGAGCACUCAAGUCGGCUGGAAACUACAUCCGAGAGGAGAUUCUUGCCGCUUUCCUCCGGCUAGUCGCCCACACCCCCGAGCUGCAGUUCUACACUGCUCAGCGCCUGUUCACUGCGCUGUCGAACGACCUGUCUCAGGAGUCUCUCACUCUUGCGGCUGUCUGGAUCCUUGGCGAGUUUGGUGACGUUCUGCUGCAGGGCGGCAGCAUCGACGAUGGAGAGGACGUCAAGCCGGUGACUGACGUGGCCAUGGUUGAUCUUAUGGAGACUGUCUUGACGUCGCCGUACGCCAACACUCUGGUGCGCCAGUUUGUCAUGACGGCGCUUGCCAAGUUGUCGGUGCGCUUCGCGGAGACGGGUUCGCAGAGCGGCGCCGAGCAGCAGAGGCGCAUCAACCAGAUCAUUGCCAACUACUCUACCAACCUCGAGCUGGAGAUCCAGCAGCGCAGUGUCGAGUUCGGCACGCUACUCAACAUGGGUGACGUCAAGAUGGGUGUUCUGGAGCGCAUGCCUCCGCCCGAGAUUAAGGCGACGAUCAUGGGAACGGUCAGCGAGAGGCGAAAGGUCGGAACGACGCGGGCAGACAAAGACACGGUGGUCGACCUCAUCGGAGACGACAUGUCGGCGCCGUCCGGACCGUCAAACGGUGCGCCCCAGCAGUCUCUGCAGUCGACGCAGGACCUGCUCGCGGACAUCUUUGGCUCCUCCGACGCUACGCCCGUCACUUCGCCCUCGGCGCCUGCUCCGGCCAAGUCACACGCGCAGGACAUCAUGUCGCUGUUCGACUCGUCGCCGGCGACCUCGUCUCCGGCGCCUACCCCCGCCCCCGCUGCCGCCGCCGGCGGUUCCCUCUUCGACCUCGCUUCCACUCCCUCUCCUCCCCCGACCACACGCUCCCCUCCUCCCGCACCUGCCGCUGCCCGGCCGCCUCAGGCGCCCCAACUGCAGUCCUACACGGCGUACGAGAAGAAUGGGCUCAAGAUCACGCUCACGCCCAAGGUCUCGGCGCAGCCCGGUGUUGUCCAGAUCCUUGCGCGCUUCACGUCCGCGUCGCCCGUCGAGGGCGUCAACUUCCAGGUCGCCGUGCCAAAGAUGCAGGCCAUGUCGAACCAGAACGUCCAGCCCGGGGCGACCGAAACGCAGCAGCUGCGCGUCAUUGCGCCGCCAGGUGCACAGAUUCGACUCCGACUCCGCGUCUCGUACAAGAAGGACGGACAGCCGGUGCAGGACCAGCUCGACUUUUCGGGCUUCCCGCCCAACCUCACGAGCGGGGGGAAGUAG